Messenger RNA from Prunus armeniaca (apricot), 1431 nucleotides. Lineage: Eukaryota; Viridiplantae; Streptophyta; Magnoliopsida; Rosales; Rosaceae. The record is from the annotation of a GenBank genome assembly.
AUGCUGAGAUCAAAGCUUUGGUACUGCAAUUGUGAGAUUUGCCACGCCUAUGUCACCUCAUGCUGGUCUCUGAAAUUCGACAACCUUUGUGAUUGGUAUGCGCAUCUUCUUAGAGACUCUCCGACCAAAACCAUCCACAUACAUGUUCUGAGAAACACCAUCACUGCCAACCCUGAAAACGUCGAAUACAUGCUCAAGACCCGGUUCGAAAACUACCCUAAAGGCAAGCCCUUCUCUGCCAUCCUCGGUGACUUUCUUGGCCAGGGCAUAUUCAACGUGGAUGGCCACUCGUGGAGGUUUCAGAGGAAGAUGGCCAGCCUCGAGCUCGGCAGGCACUCUGUUCGAUCUUUCGCGUUCGAGAUUGUCAGCCAUGAGAUCGAACACCGUCUCAUCCCUCUUCUGUCAUCGUUUAGUUCUUCAGAUGAUGGUGGUGGAAGCGUCCUCGAUUUGCAAGACGUGUUUAAGAGAUUCUCGUUCGACAGCAUAUGCAAAUUCUCUUUCGGGUUGGAUCCUAUGUGCCUAGAGUUGUCGCUGCCGUUGUCCAAAUUCGCCGUUGCCUUCGACAUGGCCUCGCAGCUGUCCGCAAAGAGAGCCAUGACGGCGUCUCCCUUGAUUUGGAAGAUCAAGAGAAUAUUUAAUUUGGGGAGCGAGAAGCAAUUAAAAGAAUCUAUUAACAUGAUCGACCUCUUGGCCAAAGAGGUCAUUGCUAGAAAGCGCGAAACGGGGUUUUCAACACAAAAAGAUCUCUUGUCACGUUUCAUGAGAAGUGUGGAAGACGAAACGUAUCUGAGGGACAUUGUAAUAAGCUUUCUAUUGGCAGGGCGUGACACUGUUGCGUCUGCUUUGACAAGUUUCUUUUGGCUCAUGGGCACCCACCCGACCGUUGCAUCAGCGGUUCGGGUUGAGGCUGAUAGGGUUCUUGGACCCAACCAGGGCCUCAAGAACUUUGAGCAAAUGCACGAGCUUCAUUAUUUACAAGCAGCAAUUUAUGAGAGCAUGAGGCUCUUCCCUCCUAUACAGUUCGACUCAAAGUUUUGCGCACAAGAUGAUGUUUUGCCUGAUGGCACGUUUGUGAGGAAAGGGACUAGGGUUACUUACCAUCCAUACGCAAUGGGUCGGAUCCAGGAUAUUUGGGGAUCCGACUGCAUGGAAUUCAAGCCCGAGAGAUGGUUGAAGGACAGUGUUUUCGUUACAGAAGACCCGUUUAAGUACCCGGUUUUCCAACCGGGGCUUAGGGUUUGUUUGGGGAAAGAGAUGGCUCUAAUGGAGAUGAAAACCGUGGCGCUUUCAUUGCUCAGACGAUUCAGUAUUCAUCCCGUGACACACGAAUUAGGCCGUGUACCACGGUUCUCUCCAGGGCUCACCGCGACCUUCAGCGAUGGCCUUCCGGUGUUGGUAAGAGAAAUGAAAACACAGCCAUCGUGCUCAUGA